This is a messenger RNA of Drosophila miranda, 2911 nucleotides long. RefSeq lists its product as uncharacterized. The record is from RefSeq and is a predicted model, not a curated record. The coding region runs from base 1225 to 2655 and encodes 476 amino acids. The transcript has 2 exons. NCBI's taxonomy places the organism in Eukaryota, Metazoa, Arthropoda, Insecta, Diptera, Drosophilidae. Gene Ontology annotation, molecular function: nucleic acid binding; zinc ion binding.
ACUAUUGCUAUUAUUAUUAUUUUUUUUGCAUUUAAAUUUUGUACAUUAUAAUCUAAUCUAGGACACAUCAAUGCAUGCAGGCCUGUUGCAGCGAUGGAAAACCAAACGUAAGCUACCACUAAAAGUAAGAAAAACACCGCUUUGCUUAUAAUUUGAUUUGUUCUUCUAAGCUUUUCUCCUCUUUAUAUAUAUAAAAAAACCCCUAAAAUUAAGUUGCUGUAACUGUAGAUAAAUAAGAUGUUAUGAAGAUUUGAGGUGAUGCUGCGGAUGGUUGUUAGUUGGAGUGGAGUUAAAAUAUGAAAAUACACUGAAGAUUGAUCAACAUGAAAUUGGAGUAGAAUAACUAUACAGGGGUAUUGGGAAUGGGGAACAUAUAGAGGUUUAAGGGUUAACACAAGAAAUAGGCGAGCAGAGUUAACAUGGUAGGGUGGGUAAACGCGGAGAUUACAAGACCUAACUCUGUGCGGAGAUGCAUAUGGCACUAUUGAUUUGAUUUGUAUAACACCUAACGGCCAGGUUAGCACCAGAAUCUCUUGUAUGUGUUUAGCUGGAACAACUGAAAGAUCCCCCCAUCCGACGAGCCCUAGCCGAAAGAUCCCACACAGUGCUAACCAUAACAUCUAUGCAAGUUGUCUAGUUUGUGGAAUGCGUCUCGAAAGCUACCACACCAGAACACCGGGACACAUUACAAAAGUGGCGCCCAACGUGGGGCACGAUACAACAACAACCGUAACAAAACUUUGUGUCUCAGUUAUUGUCAGCAUAUAGAAUUUUUGCUUUUGUUUCCUUUCCGGAAAACUGCAAUGGUUGGUGCAAGUCACAGUCCAUUCUGUCCGAAACGAUGAGGGAGCAUCGGGUCUAUAUGCGUGCCAGGAGCUAAGUGGAAGAAAAUUGUAUUAAUGUCUGUGGAAAUCUUUAAGAUUUAGAAUGCUAGUCAUUAAAUCUUGAUGCCCGGAACAAUUGGUAUAUUUUUUUUCUGAAGCUUCAGCUCGUGUUGAAGACAAUAUUUUUUUUUUAAUAGUAUAUUUUGGGAACAAGUCAUGGUGUGAUAUGUAUUGCCAUAAUCUUUGUAUGUUCCAAAUCUCAAUACCCUUGAUCCGUAUAGUUUAUUUUUGGAGUGAAUUUGACAUUUUCGAGCAUUUAUUCGGUAAAAUUCUUAAAGAUUGAUUUGUGUGUGCACCAUGGCCGUAAGACGAAGCUUAGAUAUGACCACAUCCACAAAUAAUGAACAGAACAUGCAUUUUGAAUUGGCUUGAUAAGUCGCGAUCUUGCCCAACAUGUCAAAACAAUGUUACAAGAAACAGUUUAUUAGAGGUUCUUUCCGAAAAUGUUGCCGACCACAAUCUGAACCUGGAAACAAAUAGUUUGGAGAGGAUUCUGUUAACUAAUAGUCAAAAGAAGAAAAAGAGACAGUCGCAGCAAUCAAAUGAGAUAGUAGAUCUCGAGGAUAACAGUAACGUAUUGUCUAAUUCUGCUUCUGCGGAUAACCCAAACCAAGAUGUAGGUUUCUUAGAGCAGAGAAUAUUAUCACAGGUAGAUCAUCGAAUAACUUCGCAAAUUAGUCAAAUGCAGUCCAUGAUCUCGGAACUGUCUCGUCAAAUUUCUAAGUUAACAACAGACAGGGCAGGAAGAACGGAUGCAAUACCUAACUUCCAUACCAAUGCAGAUGAUAAUGGAAAUAACAAUGAACCUGAUUGGGGAAGAAGAACUACUAGAGCUUCGUCACUUAAUCUAGAAAGAGAUGUACCCACCUUCAUACCCAAUGAAUAUAGAAAUAGUAGCAAUCUACCGGAGAGAAAUGAUAGUUUCAAUCUAAGUCGCGAUGUGGGAAAAGUAGAAAAUUUGAUUAGUAGCUGGAAAGUGCAGUAUAAUGGCUCACGCAAUGGUAUGCCGGUAGGGAAGUUCAUAUACAUGAUUACAGCUUUGACAAAUGAUAGCUUACGAGGAAACUUUGAAGUGUUGUGCGAACACAUUCAUAUUCUCUUUAGUGGCCGAGCAAGUGAAUGGUUCUGGAGAUACAGACGCACUGUAGACAGAGUAAACUGGUCCGAUCUUUGUAAGUCGCUGAAUUCCUAUUUUCUUGAACCGCUAUCUGACGAUGACGUGAGAGAAUUGAUAAGAGAUCGCAAGCAGCAAAUCCGCGAAAGUUUUGAUGAAUUUCAUAACGGAGUUAUGCAUUUAGUAGAUCGCUUACAAUACCCUAUUAGCGAGAGUCAACUAACGUCAAUUCUGAAACGAAAUCUGAGACCGUUUAUGAGAAAGGAGUUGUUCUAUAUAGAAAUCAAUUCGGUUAGCCAGUUGAGAAAAUUAGUCCUUAGACGAGAAGCUUUUAGUGAGGAGUAUAACACCGCUAACCCGAAAGCAAACACACGAAAGCAAAUUAAUGCAUUGGAGUAUGACCAAGAACGUUCAGAUAACCAUCUAGGAGAGCAAGAAAUUUGCGAACUAAAAAGAACUAGAGCCUUAGAAGAGAUUCAAUGCUGGAAUUGUCGCAGGUUUGGCCAUAAACACGCAGAUUGCCAAUCUGAUAAGAAGAUAUUUUGCUUAGGUUGCGGAGCUGAAAAUAUAAUAAAACCAAAUUGUGAAACCUGUCAGGAAAACCGAAGGUUGAGCGGCAACAAGAACAGCAGUUACCGCUCAAAUCCUCAACAUUAAAUAAAGAGCAUUCUUCUUCUUACUGUCCGAAAGUCAAUAUAAUUCCUAAAUAUUUAAAUUCUAAAAAUAUUCAAGGUAAAUUAUAUCCAAUAGUCCCGUAUCAUAAAAGACUUCGAAACUAUGAAGAAAUAAGAGAAAAAAUAUUUGGUAGCGAUUUAGUUAAAAAACCCAGUUGUGUCCGAACUAAGAGAAAUACCAUUCGUUUUCGUAACGUUAUAAGAAAAGUUAAAGAUAGAAUGAGGGGUAUAUCGCUGAG